AUGAAGACUGGGUAUAGUGGUGAUAGAUGGGUAGUUGAUGCUAAAGGCUACUCUAUUGCUAGUGGUUAUAAAUGGUUGAAGCUUCAAUAUGCAGAUGUGGAUUGGAGUAGUUGGGUCUGGAAUAGGUUGAAUAUUCCCAGACAUCGUUUCAUCUGCUGGAUGAUUAUGUGGAAGAAAAUCAGAGUUAGAGCUCACCUUGCUAAGAUUGGGGUAAUCACUGAUGAUAAAUGCCCUUUAUGUGAAAACAGUGCUGAAACUGUUGAGCAUCUUUUUUUCAACUGUCAAUAUACUAGAAAGUGCUGCAUUGAGCUCCAGUCAAGAAUUGGUCAGAAUAUUAGCUUCUCUUCUUUGGAAGAUUGCUAUCAGAAGCUGUUGGAUAUUAAGGGCAGGUUUCAGAGACAAGUGUUUCAGAGUUGCUAUGCAGGGCUCUUGUAUUGCAUCUGGUGUCAAAGGAAUAAGGCAGUCUGGGAUAAGAGCAUUAUGAAGACUGAGAAGCUGAUUCAGAACUUAUGUAGAGACAUUUAUCAUAGAAUUACUCAAGUAAUGCCUGCUAAAACAAGCAGAAAGAAAAUUGAGUGGUUCAAUGCCUUGUAUUGA
Molecule: messenger RNA, 597 nt
Organism: Chenopodium quinoa (quinoa)
Lineage: Eukaryota; Viridiplantae; Streptophyta; Magnoliopsida; Caryophyllales; Amaranthaceae
Exons: 1
Coding region: 1-597 (198 amino acids)
Source: RefSeq, a predicted model, not a curated record